This is a messenger RNA of Dreissena polymorpha, 3457 nucleotides long. RefSeq lists its product as uncharacterized. The coding region runs from base 387 to 2930 and encodes 847 amino acids. The transcript has 2 exons. The record is from RefSeq and is a predicted model, not a curated record. NCBI's taxonomy places the organism in Eukaryota, Metazoa, Mollusca, Bivalvia, Myida, Dreissenidae. Gene Ontology annotation, molecular function: hydrolase activity, acting on ester bonds.
AUUAAUAAAUAAUUAAGUAUAGUAAACCAAAUACACUGAAAAUAUUUCAGUUUAUUUUCAAGCUAGUGCUAUCAUUGCGAUUUAAGAUUUUGUCAUGAAUUGUUUUUGGAGAAUAAUAAUUUAAUGUCUUUGUUUUUACAUUAGUUGUGUUCUAGCCUAGCCAGUGCACGAGUUCCUGCACCCGGAGGUAUCUGGCCUUGAGGGUAAAGAGGAGACGUGCGGUCGGGCAGUAGCAGUUAUCAGAAGGACUUUCGGUUCUCCGGCAUCGCUGGGGAUCGUGCAGUCUUAGUGAGCAGAGGGAUCAUCGGUUCUCCGGCAUCGCUGGGGAUCGUGCAUAACCUGCAUCAUACUUUACCGGCAGUGUCUGGUUGAGUGGAGGUUAUAGCAUGUCUGACUCCGGCUCGGCAACAGAUAGUCCCAAACGAGGGUGGAGGGAGGUUUUGGAGAAGAAGGCCCGGGUGAUACAGGAGGUGGAGGUAGCCAACUCUGAAGGCCAACUCCUGUAUGGCACGGCAAGGGAGCUAGUGCAUGCCCUGGGACAGGUUCACUCCUCAAGGUUGCCACAGGAGAAGAUUCAAGAGCUCAUCAAGGGGCAAUAUGAUAUUGCGGUUAAGCAGCGCAAGAAUCGUUUUGUUUCUGAGCUCCGGUACCAUGCAGAUGUCAUCUGCUCGAAAGAAUUUGUGACGAAGGCGUUCGGCAAACCUGCGGCCAAGAAAACUUGCCUAGGAGUGUCGCUGAAUGCUCGUCAAAGAGGAGGUACGGUACGGAAGACAACUGGACGACCGAAGACUUUUUCGGGAUUACAGUCCGGAUUUCCGGCUCUACCGGCCACAGCUUUGAGGGUCCCGGCAACUGUGUCGCUGGGAGCAAUCAAGGUGGAAGACGACGAAGAGCUGCCCAUGGAGACCGAAGUGCUUUCGGUUAUAGCGCCAGAAGAAGAUCCAUCAACUUCUUCUUUCUUCGCGGCGUUGGAUGAAGUGGGAGAGUUCUACGUCGUUGAGGAUGUGGGGCAGUGCGAAGAUACCCCACUGAUCAAGGAAGGACGUGCUCCGGUGGAGGGGACUCCGAUUUCGGUUGGAGUCUCUAAUGCUGGGGUAGCUAGGGUCCCGGUCGAGGCUGGGAACUUGGCACCAUUGGUAAUUCCUACCCAGGUGUUUACCAAUAGUUCCUAUGGUGUGAGGGAGCCACGGAAAAGGAGUUAUCCGAUGAGGGAGGAACCAGCUGUACUACCACCAGCUGAAUCGACACCAGUCGUGCCAGAGUGUGUGCCGGUGAGGAAAAUCCUGAAACCCUCAGUCUGGACUAGACUCGGUAGCCGCAUGGAAGAGCCCAUGAAAAAGAAACGUACGUCCCGUUGUCCGUUAAUGGGAUGUACGUCAGAUUCCCGCCAUCUAAGCAGACACGUCUACCAGAGGCAUCUUCCUGAGCGAUUCCAGCUAGGCAAUUUGGCGAAUCCGGCCUGGCAGGUAGCUCGGUUGCGAGGACUUAGAUGGCUCGCUCUACAACUCGUCGGAGAUGAUCGGCUUGGUACCCUGCUAGAUUUUGCCCAGAAGAAUGACUUAGGCAUCAACGCGGAGGUGUCUCUAUCGGAUGGGGAUAGACAGUGGUUAUCCGAGUUCGCUCGUCAAUCCGGAUGGCCGGAAGUGGAUUUUGACAUCCAACGUCUAAACUCGCAGGCUCUUCUUGCUCAUUGGCGUGUCCUUGUCGGUCUACUGAAACAUAUUCCAAGGGAUCGGCAAGUGUACUUCUUCAACCUGGACAGUCAGCGUACCUCUAGUACCGUCCCGGCUACGGCUGGGUUACAUGUUCAAGUCCCUGAAGUGGAGCGUCCAAGUACCCCGACACCCCCGGUUGUGGCAGUGACGGAACCUGUGAGACGGGGAACGACUCAUGCUGCGGCUGGAUUACAUGUUCAAAUCCCUGAAGUGGAGCAUCCAAGUACCCUGACACCCCCGGUUGUGGCAGUGACGGACCCUGUAGGACGUGGAACGGCUCAUGCUGUUUCUAACAUACUAAACAUGUCUGUUAGGGAGUAUUUGGCAGUGUCCGGACAGGCAAACCUUUCGUUGGCUAGGGGGAGCACAUCCCAAGCGUCAGGACGACCAGUAACGACCGGGAUUGCGGCCUUUGAUUCUCAUUUUCACCUGGACCGGUCUCUAGUGAAGUUGGGUAUGCCGUAUUACUCAGAAAUCCGGACCCUUCUGGAUGCAGAUGUGGGGAUCAGACCCCAAGUCGAAGUGGAUGUGGUAGGAGGUGUCCUGAUUUAUUGUGACCCCGAGACCUACCCGACAUCUUUCCCGGCUCAGGCUGGGUUUGGUGUCGCGGUGGGAUUACAUCCCCGGAAAGCGGCAAGAUUCAACUCUGAGCUCUACCGUCAUUUAAAACAACUCCUGAGGAAUGAACGAGUAGUGGCAUUGGGAGAAGUUGGGUUGGAUCGAACCGAGCCAGCAGAUACUUGGGGGCUACAGGAGGAGGUUCUCACAAGGAUAUUAGAAUUGUCAUCCCCUUGUCAACCAAUCAUCCUUCAUAUCCGGGAUGGGGAGGAUCGGCAGUCCGGAGUGCUCUAUCUGGAGUGUCUGGAAUUAUUAAAGCCCAAUGUUGCUCGGACGCAGAAAGUGGUGCUGCAUUGUUUCACCGGCGCGCAAGAGGUUGUGAUCAGCUGGUGCAAGGCAUUCCCUAACUGCUUCUUUAGUUAUUCAGGACAAGCCCGGCUUUUCACGGAGGCGCAGAAACAAGCAGUCCGGAGGGUCCCGGCGAACAGGCUGUUGAUCGAAACUGACUCGCCAUACUUUCGACCAGCUGGGGCGCGGAUGUGCACUCCAUCCUUUUUAGGGGAUGUCGCCAACGUGAUUGCAUCAUAUCGGGAUAGUGAGGUUCGGGAUGUGUGUCAGCUCACUUUGAGGAAUUCCACGCAACUGUUUGGGCUAUAAAUAGCAUAAUGUAAUAUGACAUUCGUGUGGCCAAUUAUUGAAUUUUGAAUAUGGAGUUUUAAUGUUUAGGACACUAAUUGUAACAGAAAGGAAACACAACUGAAGUGUAUAGACAAUGAAUGGAAGUGAAAGUUUGUGGCCAAUUAUUGAAUUUUGAAUAUGGAGUUUUAAUGUUUAGGACACUAAUUGUAACAGAAAGGAAACACAACUGAAGUGUAUAGACAAUGAAUGGAAGUGAUAGAUUGGAAAAACUCCGUUGUUAAUCAUAAGUUUAAAGAAAAACUAUAUGCUGGGCACCAUUUACUCCUCUAGUCUGUUCUAGUGAACAAUUAAUGGAGCAUUGCAGAAUUGAAUACAAAAUAAAGUAUCACUAGGGCCCGGAACUUUAGUGUAGGCCAAAUUUUUGAUUAAUAAGUUACCAAGGCUGAAAAAGGACUCUAUGUCUCUUUCCCGUUGGAUAAAAUGGGGAGGAGUGUGGUAAAUUUACUGGUGUGUAACCGGAACAGUACGGCAGAGACUAAUCGAUU